ACCUUCUUCAACGUAUGGCAAUACGGCGUCGUUUCUCGUAGUAUCAAGUUGCAGCGAUCUCUUUUUUUUUUUCUUUUUCUUUUUUCUUUUUCUUCCCCAAAAUCGCACUAUCUAGGGUUUCGUAUCUCGCUCUUCCUCGAGGAAUCGGUCUUGCGCAGUUACAGCAAUGGGGAAAAGGAAGUCAAGGGCAAAGCCUGCUACAACGAAGCGUAUGGACAAGCUUGACACUGUCUUUAGUUGUCCUUUCUGCAAUCACGGCUCUAGUGUCGAAUGCCAAAUUAAUAUGAAAGAGAUGAUUGGUAUUGCAACUUGUAGAAUCUGUGAAGAAAGCUUUAGCACCACCAUCACAGCUUUGAGUGAAGCUAUAGACAUCUAUAGUGAAUGGAUUGACGAGUGCGAGAGGGUUAACACUGUGGAAGAUGAUGUUGAGCAAGAAGAGGAAGCUGAAGAAGAAGAAGUUUAUGAAGAAGAGGAAGAAGAAGAUGAAGAGGAAGACGACCGUGCGUCUGUCAAAAGGAAGUUUAACUACCGAGACGAUUAAUCUUUUAUCCAAAAAACCAGGCAAGUCCUGUUAGACAUUUGCCUUUGUAUCUCUAGUAUCUAUCUAUCUGAGGAAAUUGCAAGAACAGUCAUUAGUGUUUUCUCAGUGACAACAGUUUGUGAUGGUUGCCAAAUGAAUUAAAGCCUUUACCAAAUUGGUUUUUAUCA
Messenger RNA from Raphanus sativus (radish), 708 nucleotides. Its product is annotated as transcription elongation factor 1 homolog. NCBI's taxonomy places the organism in Eukaryota, Viridiplantae, Streptophyta, Magnoliopsida, Brassicales, Brassicaceae. The record is from RefSeq and is a predicted model, not a curated record. The transcript has 5 exons. Gene Ontology annotation, molecular function: RNA polymerase II complex binding. Gene Ontology annotation, cellular component: transcription elongation factor complex. Gene Ontology annotation, biological process: transcription elongation by RNA polymerase II. Bases 167 to 541 code for a protein of 124 amino acids.